Cordyceps militaris CM01 is the source of this 1458-nucleotide messenger RNA. Its product is annotated as histone acetyltransferase GCN5. The transcript has 2 exons. Gene Ontology annotation, cellular component: histone acetyltransferase complex. The record is from RefSeq and is a predicted model, not a curated record. Bases 1 to 1458 code for a protein of 485 amino acids. NCBI's taxonomy places the organism in Eukaryota, Fungi, Ascomycota, Sordariomycetes, Hypocreales, Cordycipitaceae. Gene Ontology annotation, molecular function: histone H3 acetyltransferase activity; protein binding. Gene Ontology annotation, biological process: chromatin remodeling; positive regulation of transcription by RNA polymerase II.
AUGCACGGAUUGAAGAGAGAGCCAAACGAUCAUGUCGGCGCAGGGAAUGCCACGGUGCACAAAACACCACACGGUCCCGUGGACGUAUCAGACACAGCAAAGCCCGAGGGGGUGCCACGGUAUCCCGAACAGGCGCAGACUGGGACCUCUGUGCAAACGCACCACCACGCACGCAUCCACGAGCACGCAGACACGGAACCACAGAAACACCUGCGGCAUCAAAUGGGACGUGCAAGCCUGCAAGACGACGAACCAACAUUUGGCACCAAGCGUUCGGCAUCACAGGAACUGAGCGACAUGGAUGUAAAACGAUUCAAGGCUGAUCCGGACGAGGCCUCUGGACAAGAAGACGCACCACCCACACUUCCCUUUACUGUUCCCUUUCCAGACAAGCCCGCAGUGCUGGAAGAGCGAGCCGGCGACAUUGAGUACCGGGUUGUGAACAAUGACGGCAGCCGCGAGAGCACCAUCACGCUCACCGGUCUCAAGUGUCUCUUCCAGAAGCAGCUCCCCAAGAUGCCCAAAGACUACAUUGCGCGUCUAGUGUACGACCGGAACCACCUGUCCAUUGCCAUCAUCAAGUUGCCGCUCGAGGUGAUUGGCGGCAUCUGCUACCGGCCGUUUCACGCGCGCAAGUUUGCCGAGAUUGUCUUUUGCGCCGUCUCGUCGGACCAGCAGGUCAAGGGGUACGGCGCGCACAUCAUGUCGCACCUCAAGGACUACGUGCGCGCCACCUCGCCCGUGAUGCACUUUCUCACCUACGCCGACAACUACGCCACGGGCUACUUCCAGAAGCAGGGCUUCACCAAGGCCGUCUCGCUCGACAAGGCGCUCUGGAUGGGCUACAUCAAGGACUACGAGGGCGGCACGCUCAUGCAGUGCAGCAUGCUGCCGCGCGUCCGCUACCUCGAGGCCGGCCGCAUGCUGCUCAAGCAAAAGGAGGCCGUGCUGGCCAAGAUUCGCCCGCUCAGCCGCAGCCACAUUGUGCACCCGCCGCCGCCGCAGUGGUCCGGCGCGGGAGGCGUCCACCCCAUCGACCCGCUGUCGAUUCCGGCCAUUCGCGCCACGGGCUGGUGUCCGGCCAUGGACGAGAUGGCGCGCGCCCCGCGCCACGGGCCGCACUUUACCGAGCUCCGGCGCUUCCUGUACCAGAUGCAGAACCACAAGCAGGCGUGGCCGUUCUUGCACCCGGUCAACCGGGAUGAGGUCCCGGACUACUACACCGUCAUCAAGGAGCCGAUGGACCUGUCGACCAUGGAGGAGCGCCUGACGCAGGAUAUGUAUACCGGGCCGCAGGAGCUCGUCCGCGAUAUGAAGCUGAUUUUUGACAAUUGUCGCAAGUACAACGACGCCACGACGAUAUACAGCAAGUGCGCCGCCAAGCUGGAAAAGUACAUGUGGACGCUGGUCAAGGAGGUGCCCGAGUGGCACAACCUGCUUGACGAGCAGGCGUCCUAG